AUAGGUUUUCCAAAGAAAGUUAAAUAUAUAUAUGGCAAGAGAAAGCAAAGAAUGAUAAGGAAAGGUAGGUAUGCCUUAAAUAAUUUCCGUUGGUGCCAAUGAAAUCUCUAAAGUCAAUUUCUGAUCAGUGUAUAUUAUAUAAACAAACAUGCAAAGGUAUAUUGAGGAAAACUGGUUUAAUAUACACAUGUCAGUUUGGGGAAGUAUAUCAGAUCUACUUAAAGUGCUUUUUUUGGAAAACAUGUCCUUCUCACCUGAUUGCUGCUGGAGGAGAGAACAAGAUCUGGAAGGGAGGGGGUUUUAAUGUUGAAAAGUCUCUGAUGAUUCUGAUUUACUUCCUUGAGUUUAGAUCCACAUGUUUAGUUGGUGAUUCACUGAGCUUCUGCAAAGGUCAGAGCACAUGUUCCACAGAAAAACUCACCUCUGAAAGACUCUCCCACUCCUGUAGUGGGAGGUGUUACCUAAUUGGGAAGGUUCUCAUCUAUAUAUCACACUUAUUUGGGAUUGCUGUCGGCCUCAUAGUCAAAGGAAUCCUGGGAAUGACGGAUGAUACAGGAAGAGAGGAAGGGAGGUUAGUUCCAAUAUUUUGACAGAUGAAAACAGGUAUUUUUCCAGGUGGGGAGCCAAAAAUCACAAAGAUCUUGGUGUAUUCCAGAAGAGAAUGUCCUAAUCUCUGCAUAGAUUUCUUUUCUUUUUACUACAGAAUGGCCUUAAAUGACCAGGUAAAGUGGAGGAUGAGAGUUCAGAAAGGCUUUCUUGCCUUCAGAGAAAAGGGCAAGAGAGAGGGGAAAGGCUGAGAACUGUCUGUAUUUCAGGAUCCAGGUCAAGGGGCCAACGAGAAAUAAGAAGGCCACUCUUGGUAUUGUUUCUUAUAUCCUAUUGCCAAAGGCUCCCAUAGAAAGAACUGGGCUGUAAGGGCCUGUGAAGGAGGAUUAGGUGGUGAGUAACAUCUCCAUAUAGUCAGUAUAUUUUAAACCUGGAAAGCAUGGCGGGAGACACGGGGAAGAGCCAGACUUGACCACUGUCUAAGAAACCCUGCUAGGAGUUUCAGCCCUACAGGUAACUCCUUUUUGCAAUGUCAGCACUACAGGACAAAGGUGGGAAAGAGGAAAGCACAUAAACCCCAGAUUCCUGCACUCAGAGAUUCAGAGGGCGGACUCACUGUAGCCUUUUAGGUGUUAGAGGGAAGGCCAGGGGUGCCUGAAACCCCUGCCCACUUUCUGGCUGCCCAGGGCCAAGGAGGGCCUGGUUAUAGGCCCAACUCAACAAACUUUUCCCCCAUGCAUCCUUUUACCACACCACACCCAGGCAUCACAGAAAAAUGACCCAAUUACUCAGCCUCCUACCUUAAUUGUGGGACACACAGUGACUAAGUGUUCCCAAUUGCCUAUUUCUUCCUGCCCCAGCUUUGCCUUGACCAAACAUGAGUCAGGCUUCUCUCCAGCAGGUCCCUGGACUUUAGCUUGCCCCUCAAAUCUGAGCAAGAACUAAAAUGUGAAACAUUCACCGUUGUUAGCUUAUCUUCCAAAUUCUUGGACCACAGAGACACAUUUCUUGUUCAACCAUGAGGGUCUUGAAGCGAGUUUUUCUCCCAUCUACUUGGCUUUUCCUGUUGCGUGCUCCCUUUAUAUAUACAGGGGGAAAAAAAAAAGCCGAUUUCUGUUUGGUUUUGAGAGGCUUGCAGAUUUCUGAGAUCAGAGCGUUUUCCCUGUUUCAAUAGUCUUUCUUUCUAAUGAAAGUCUCCCUAUCUUAUCUAAGUUCGGAUUCGUUUCUGUUUGACGUUAAUGUGUAGCUAAGAGUGAUCCCAGGUGAGUCUGAGCCACCUUGGUGGGGAAUGAAGCCUGGAGCAUCGGAGCAUUUGUCUUUUUCUGAGAAAAGGCAAGGAAGCCUGAAAUGCACAGCUCUCCCUUGAACUUCAACUUACUAAAGGGGAAUGAAUUUCUAAAGGAGGAGGUUCCAGUCUAGGGCUGUAGGGGCCUCUGGGCAAAGGAAGUGCUGGUUGAAAAACACCAUUGUGAUCACUUCUAGCGGCGAAGGGUGUGCUUGGGAACGGUUCGGGGAGGGGACAGAAGAGAGAGGGUGGGGAUGGACGGCAGCAGAAGUAGGAGGUACACGAGGAGUUACUGGUAACGGCGCUUCAGUGGAGGAGCCGGGGGGGAUGGGAAGUAGGGGGAGGGGGGCCCUGUUGCCUCAGCGCCCAGAGGUCGUGGAGCGGCAGCAGGGGCGGCCGGAGCAGCAGCAACAACAGCAACAGCGAGCGGGACGGAGUUAGGACCGCUCGGAGCGCACAGGUCUUGAGGUAGUAUAAGGUUUGCUAUCCUUCCACUUGCUGGCAGUUGCAGAAGAAGAUCUGCUUUUUAAGUGAAACGUACAUGCCACCCCUCCAAGGGCUGCGGCUUCCCCGGGCUUGCUUCUUUGCCGCUCCCCUUUCCGGCUCUAGCGCUCACUCUUUAAUUGGCACUGGCCCCUAAGUUUGCCAGGAGCUCGCUGCCCGCUCGGAGCAGGGUCCCGGCCGGACGCCGCGGGCGGGGGCGGGGAGCCCGGGAGCCGCAAUCCAGAAGCGUCGUGGGCCAUGUAUAUUUCAUCAAACGGACUUUGGGUGCGUCGCGUCUCGCAGCCAUCAGCGCUAUGUGCAGUGACAUUUCUGACUUGAGUGGAGGAAUGCGCGAAGGAAGCCCGGGCGAAAUUGGUACUAGAGGAUCUUCUUGGCGCCAAUGCUAAUUGUCCUGAUUUAUGCCCCUUCUGACUAAGCUCAACGUCUUCAUCUGAAAUAAAAUGAAAGCGGUGCCAAGCGGCAUAGAACCGCCUGGCCGCUGGUUCUGAUCCCCGGGAACUAGAAAAUCGUCCUGCGGCUUGAAAAAAAAAAAAAAAAGGAAAAAAAAAAAGAAAAAAAGAAAUAGAAAUAGAAAAAAGAAAAAAUAUCCCUCAGUAAAAGUUUAAGGCGAGAAGUGUCAGAAGCAGCGGCGCGAGGAGGCGCGGAGGAGAGCCGGCGAGCAGCGGACUGGGCUGGCACGACCUCCGAAGGCUGCAAUCUCAUUAUUAAUAUCACUAUAUUUUUGGAGGGAGAGGCACCUUUCUCAUCCUCUCUUCCUCUCCGCCCACCCUUACUCCCUCCCCCUCAUCUACCUGUCAAAGUCACUGAUCUUUUGCAUUUCGGAAGAGGACGUCAACGGGAAGGAAUUCCCCCUCUGGGUGCCGGCUCCAAGAGGGGGCGACGUGCAGGAGUCUCCCCCGGGGGUGGAGGCGAAGGGUGUUGGUGCCAGAAGAAAAGAAUGAUUGAUGGGAAACAGACACCAGGCUAUGGACACUCAUCCUUUUGCUUCAGAUACUGAUAUCUCAGCCUGCCUGAGCAUCCCUUGUGAGCUGUGAACAUUGAGGAUCACUCAGGGUUAUUGGAUAUACAACGGGAGAGCCAUCACUUUGUUAAAUUAUUAUCGGCAGUUGGACAUAUUUUACAAAAACCAAACUAGACCUGAGUCUAAUAGAUAUGUUCUAGGACAAAGAAAAAGCUACAAGUUGUUAACGCCUAACACACAAGUAUGUUAGGCUUCCACCAAAGUCCUCAAUAUACCUGAAUACGCACAGUAUCUUAACUCUUCAUUUUCGGUUUUGGGAUCUGCUUUGAGGUCCCAUCCUCAUUUUUUAAAAGAAUACACAGACCUACCUACCCAUAUACAUACAUACAUAUAUGUACAUAUAUGUAAACUAGACAAAGAUCGCAGAUCAUAAAACAAGCUCUGCUUUAGUUUCCAAGAAGAUUACAAAGAAUUUAGAGAUGUAUUUGUCAAGAUUCCUGUCGAUUCAUGCCCUUUGGGUUACAGUGUCCUCAGUGAUGCAGCCCUACCCUUUGGUUUGGGGACAUUAUGAUCUGUGUAAGACUCAGAUUUACACAGAAGAAGGGAAAGUUUGGGAUUACAUGGCCUGCCAGCCGGAAUCCACGGACAUGACAAAAUAUCUGAAAGUGAAACUCGAUCCUCCGGAUAUUACCUGUGGAGACCCUCCUGAGACAUUCUGUGCAAUGGGUAAUCCCUACAUGUGCAAUAAUGAGUGUGAUGCGAGUACCCCUGAGCUGGCACACCCCCCUGAGCUGAUGUUUGAUUUUGAAGGAAGACAUCCCUCCACAUUUUGGCAGUCUGCCACUUGGAAGGAGUAUCCCAAGCCUCUCCAGGUUAACAUCACUCUGUCUUGGAGCAAAACCAUUGAGCUAACAGACAACAUAGUUAUUACCUUUGAAUCGGGGCGUCCAGACCAAAUGAUCCUGGAGAAGUCUCUCGAUUAUGGACGAACAUGGCAGCCCUAUCAGUAUUAUGCCACAGACUGCUUAGAUGCUUUUCACAUGGAUCCUAAAUCCGUGAAGGAUUUAUCACAGCAUACGGUCUUAGAAAUCAUUUGCACAGAAGAGUACUCAACAGGGUAUACAACAAAUAGCAAAAUAAUCCACUUUGAAAUCAAAGACAGGUUCGCGUUUUUUGCUGGACCUCGCCUACGCAAUAUGGCUUCCCUCUACGGACAGCUGGAUACAACCAAGAAACUCAGAGAUUUCUUUACAGUCACAGACCUGAGGAUAAGGCUGUUAAGACCAGCCGUUGGGGAAAUAUUUGUAGAUGAGCUACACUUGGCACGCUACUUUUACGCGAUCUCAGACAUAAAGGUGCGAGGAAGGUGCAAGUGUAAUCUCCAUGCCACUGUGUGUGUGUAUGACAACAGCAAACUGACAUGUGAAUGUGAGCACAACACUACAGGUCCAGACUGUGGGAAAUGCAAGAAGAAUUAUCAGGGCCGACCUUGGAGUCCAGGCUCCUAUCUCCCCAUCCCCAAAGGCACUGCAAAUACCUGUAUCCCCAGUAUUUCCAGUAUCGGUAAUCCUCCAAAGUUUAAUAGGAUAUGGCCGAAUAUUUCUUCCCUUGAGGUUUCUAACCCAAAACAAGUUGCUCCCAAAUUAGCUUUGUCAACAGUUUCUUCUGUUCAAGUUGCAAACCACAAGAGAGAUUGUGAAUGCUUCGGCCACUCCAAUCGAUGCAGUUAUAUCGAUCUGCUAAAUACAGUCAUUUGCGUGAGCUGUAAACACAACACUAGAGGGCAGCACUGUGAGUUAUGCAGGCUGGGCUACUUCAGAAAUGCUUCUGCACAACUGGACGAUGAGAAUGUGUGCAUAGAGUGUUAUUGUAACCCUUUGGGCUCAAUCCAUGAUCGUUGUAAUGGCUCAGGAUUUUGUGAGUGUAAGACUGGAACAACAGGGCCUAAGUGUGAUGAGUGUCUGCCGGGAAAUUCCUGGCACUACGGCUGUCAACCGAAUGUCUGCGACAACGAGCUCCUGCACUGCCAGAACGGAGGGACGUGCCACAACAACGUGCGCUGCCUGUGCCCGGCCGCAUACACGGGCAUCCUCUGCGAGAAGCUGCGGUGCGAGGAGGCUGGCAGCUGCGGCUCCGACUCUGGCCAGGGUGCGCCCCCGCACGGCUCCCCAGCGCUGCUGCUGCUGACCACGCUGCUGGGAACCGCCAGCCCCCUGGUGUUCUAGUUGUCACCUCCAGCCACACCGAACGGGCCUGUGCCGUGGGAAAGCAGACACAACCCAAACAUUUGCUACUAACAUAGGAAACACACACAUACAGACACCCCCACUCAGACAGUGUACAAACUAAGAAGGCCUAACUGAACUAAGCCAUAUUUAUCACCCGUGGACAGUACAUCCGAGUCAAGACUGUUAAUUUCUGACUCCAGAGGAGUUGGCAGCUGUUGAUAUUAUCACUGCAAAUCACAUUGCCAGCUGUAGAGCAUAUUGUGGAUUGCUAAGGCUGCGACAACCCCCAAACAGGAAAGACAAAAAACAAAUCAACCGACCUAAAAACAUUGGCUACUCUAGCGUGGUGCGCCCUAGUACGACUCCGCCCAGUGUGUGGACCAACCAAAUAGCAUUCUUUGCUGUCAGGUGCAUUGUGGGCAUAAGGAAAUCUGUUACAAGCUGCCAUAUUGGCCUGCUUCCGUCCCUGAAUCCCUUCCAACCUGUGCUUUAGUGAACGUUGCUCCGUAACCCUUGUUGGUUGAAAGAUUUCUUUGUCCGAUGUUAGUGAUGCACAUGUGUAACAGCCCCCUCCAAAAGUGCAAGCCAGUCAUACCCCUGUAUAUCUUAGCAGCACUGAGUCCAGUGCGAGCACACACCCACUAUACAAGAGUGGCUAUAGGAAAAAAGAAAGUGUAUCUAUCCUUUUGUAUUCAAAUGAAGUUAUUUUUCUUGAAAUACUGUAAUAUGUAGAUUUUUUGUAUUAUUGCCAAUUUGUGUUACCAGACAAUCUGUUAAUGUAUCUAAUUCAAAUCAGCAAAGACUGACAUUUUAUUUUGUCCUCUUUCGUUCUGUUUUGUUUCAUUGUGCAGAGAUUUCUCUGUAAGGGCAACGAACGUGCUGGCAUCAAAGAAUAUCAGUUUACAUAUAUAACAAGUGUAAUAAGAUUCCACCAAAGGACAUUCUAAAUGUUUUCUUGUUGCUUUAACACUGGAAGAUUUAAAGAAUAAAAAUUCCUGCAUAAACGAUUUCAGGAAUUUGUAUUGCAAUUUCUUAAGAUGAAAGAAGCAGCCACCAAGCAGUUUCACACUCAGUUUACUGAUUUCUGUGUGGACUGAAUACAUUCAGCUGACGAAUUUAGUACCCAGGAAGAUGGAUUGAUGUUCACUAGCUUGGACAACUUCUGCAAAAUAUGAGACUAUUUCCACUUGGGAAAAAUUACAACAGGAAAAAAAAAAAAUCUAAGUGAUUGCCAAGAUUAUGCCAAAGCCUGUUGGCAGAGUACUAAGAGACUUUUAUUUUUAAGUCAUGCUAUUUUCACAGAUUGAUGGUGAUCAUGUGACUCUAGGGAUGCUGAUCUAUGUAUCUUUCCAAAUACAGUGUUUACAUGGAGUAUCAUAAGAGGCAACCUGGGGAACCAGGAAAGGAGCAGGGAAAUUGAAUGAUUUGCAAUUUGACUUUGAAUAUAUUCAGACUUAAGUAUUUAGAGGAAAUAUCAAAAUAUAAAGCAGCAAGUAGACAUAACUGCUGUUCCUGAGAAUAAAGUUUGUUUUAAGUACUGCCCAAGGUGUAAUAAAUUCUUGUUUCUGCCUUUUAUUAGGCCAAUUACUGUGCAAGACAGCAAGGGGAGGCAGGUGGGGAAGAACCUUUGCAAAGUUUCAAAGAGGCUAAAACAGUGUGCAUUUUGUUCCCAGCACACUGUUGUCCUACAGGUUACAAAUGUGUUAGCAGCAGCAUCUUCUGGAAUCAAAAACAAUUAUCAGCCUGAACCAGAAUCUUAAGGACAAUGAAAUUCUGCAUGACUUGGUGGAACAAUAACCUAUGAUAAUGUCAGGUCAGAAGCCUAGUUCCAGUCUGAAUUCUUCACCCUGCUGCCACUCCUUGCUGAAGCAGGGAAGGGGGGAGGAAUGUCUCCUGAUAAAUAACCUGGGUAAAAACUAGAUGAAGGAACAGCAUGUCUUAUUGGUUUUGUUCCCAGAAAAGCCAAUUCAAAGAAGGCAAUAAAAGGUAAACAGGUAAUGCCUGUGCCGCCUGCCACCCCACGUCUAAGUCUAUUGAAUGUUUGUUAUUCAAACCAACGGUCUCUUUUGAUGUAAGAAAUAAGGAAAGAUGGAAAUAAAUUAGAGCUUAGGCUUAGUGCCAGAGUGGCCAACCAGAAAUUGGAGAUUUACAUUGGAAGCAUAAAUAGAAAAUUACAUUUCAGGCUCACCAAAGAAACACAGGAAAAUGCUGAUAACAUAGGGAGUUUAAGAUUAUUUAUAAUGAGGUGGAUUUAUGAUAUUAAAAUUGGAGUUUAAGUUGUCUUAUACUUUAUUAACACAAACCAAAGGCAGCCCGUGUUAUUUCUGGCAAUGAUGCACUUUACCGUUAUCUGCUCACGGCUUUGUCGCAAUGCUCAGGAAUCAGACACUGCACACCUCAAUAGUUGGGAUUCCAAAAGCUAAUUCUAAAAUUUAAUGAAGGCCUGAUUUAAACUGAUUCAUCUGCAUUUUAUCUUUAUGAGGCUAUAAGAAUCUAAAUUGAUGAGGAAUAUCUUUCCUUCAGUGUAUUUAGAUAUAGUUUUCUGAAUUUCCUGAAGCGAUGUGAUCUGCUUUUAAUAAAAAUUCACUUUUAGGUAUACAGCAAAUGGAAAUGAAAUGUUCUUUUUAAAUCUGGAUUCUCAAGUUCUUCUAAAGGAGCUACUCCUUUGAAGAAACCUCAACUCAGUGGACUUGAUUCAUCUGUUACUUGCCAGCAUUCUUACAAAGCUGGUUCCAUCUACAGUGUUACGCCCUAAGAACAGGAUUGGGGUGAAAAGCAGGUACUCAGUUGUUCAUACAUUUGAGGUCCUAAUUCUUGUUAUUUUUUCCCUUUGAUAGAUCCCUUAAAGUCGGUUAAUAUAGUCUUGCAUAUGAGUUAAUCUGUCAACUUUCCCACAUGGAACUGAUAUAAUUCCUUCUGUCAAUACUAUUGAUGGGCAUAACAUUUCAAAAAAAUGGGACAAAGGUUCAGCUAUCCAGAAAGAUUUGCUAUUUAUAGGAAGAUAAUGGACAUGCCCUGCUGUGAUGUAAGAGUUAUUUAUUUCUGACCCUGUACACAGCCUAGAGGAAUAAUUUAGUCCAGCAAAGAGGGGACCUUCCUUAGAGAGACCCAUUCUGUCUCUCCUCCAGCUUUCUCCCAGAUAUCAGGAACCUAGAGUUUCCUACUCAGAUAACCCCCCACACACACACUUUUAGGCCAAAUGUGGGCCCCCUCUGGGGGUUUAAACUCCUGAAGGCAGGCACCAUCUUGAGUGCAUAUACCUGGGCACAGGGAGCGGCAAAGGGUGCAUCUGUGUGGGUGGAUUAGGGCCUGGGGCCUGGAGUGUUCACUGUGGAAUUUACACACAAACAAGGAGAAACAACUUACAGUGAAAACAAGAGUCCAGGGCUGAAAAAUAAGGGGAUGAGGGUAGGAAGGAGAUAGACAAGGGCUACCACGAGGCCGGGGGCCAGUACAGAACACUGAACAGUCUAAGAAUUCUAAAUCUAUACCUGGGCUUCCAAGGGUUAAGAAAGCAUCAUGUGUCAAAGUGGCAGGAUGGAAGAUAAUUGAAGAAUUUGUUAGCUUUAUGCAUGACUUUUAAAUACUUAGACAUGUGGCGUGCGGUCCUCCAUUGGUACUUUUGCACAAGGUCCUGCAACAUUUGGGGUCGAUCUGCCUGAGGUGCCCUGAGUCAGAUCCCUAAGUUGGCACAAACUGCUCACCAGGUAACACAAAGAAAGGUCCCGGUUGGAAGAAGGCAUCUGCUCCACAGUUCAGCUGACCCUGUAGUUAAUGCUCUCCUCACCUUCUCUUGGACCUGUGGUCUGACCGGAGUAUAAGAAAUUUUGGAUGCAUUGGGGGACAACUGUGAGGAAAUCUUGACAUCGAAUGUUUUGUUCCAUCUCCUUUAUGCUCUACCAUCAAUAAUCCAGUAUGACUGGGAUGUAAAGACCCAGCAUUCUGAAAUGGAAUGCUCUGUACUAUAUGGGAAAUGGGUUGUUGUACUUUACCGGUUGUUAAACACUAAAUAAAAUACCUAUUUAACAGA
Messenger RNA from Chlorocebus sabaeus (green monkey), 9554 nucleotides. RefSeq names its product netrin G1 (gene NTNG1). The record is from RefSeq and is a predicted model, not a curated record. Lineage: Eukaryota; Metazoa; Chordata; Mammalia; Primates; Cercopithecidae. Gene Ontology annotation, biological process: axonogenesis; tissue development; animal organ morphogenesis.